AUGAAAACGCUAAUUUUUGGCAUGCGUUUUGUUGCAAAUUUAUCGACACUAUUAAAUGAUAUAUCGAAGUUAACUGAACGAUAUCAACAUAUUAUUAACAAGUUCAUGUUUCAAACAAUUUAUAUAAGUUUGAAUUUGCUAUUGAGUGUUUUGUUUUUAAGGAAAGAUUAUCGAUUUGAUGCUGUUGAAUGUCAAAACCCAUUGGAGUUUGUAGUUGAUCAAUGGAAGAUAGUGUUUAGUACAGAAAACAGUGCAAAAUGGAUACUAAUCAAUAUUCCACCACUCUAUAAUCAAUCUCAAAUAAUACCAACAUUUGAUGAGUACAAGCAACAUGUUCUGAAUAAAACAUUGAACUAUGCUACAGAACUGGAAGUAUCAAAAGUUCACCUUGUCACGAAUGAUGUCAUUGAUUCGUCACAAAUGUAA
Molecule: messenger RNA, 426 nt
Organism: Didymodactylos carnosus
Lineage: Eukaryota; Metazoa; Rotifera; Eurotatoria; Philodinida; Philodinidae
Source: the annotation of a GenBank genome assembly